Molecule: messenger RNA, 2385 nt
Organism: Microplitis mediator
Lineage: Eukaryota; Metazoa; Arthropoda; Insecta; Hymenoptera; Braconidae
Product: proton-coupled amino acid transporter-like protein pathetic
Exons: 7
Coding region: 314-1792 (492 amino acids)
Biological process (GO): amino acid transmembrane transport
Cellular component (GO): vacuolar membrane
Molecular function (GO): amino acid transmembrane transporter activity
Source: RefSeq, a predicted model, not a curated record
UGCAUACAGUUGGUUUUAUUAAACCGGUUCAUCAGUCCAUAUUUAAUUCUUGCCACGUCCACUUACCGAAGAACCUCCUGGCAGCUUUGCUAAAAUUUAAAAACGAUACGUGUGUCGGUACACGACCUACACACUAACUUUGCGGUUUUAUUUUCCAUAGUUUAUUAAAUUUAUUUUCACAACUAAAUAUUUAUUUAAACCCCUAAAUAAAUACUAAAAUAAACUGCGCGAGUGAUGUUUAUAUUCCGUAAAAUUUAACCGAAGUGAUAUUGGAUUUUAAUAAACAUUAGAAAGAUAAAUAGAAGACGUCAAAAUGGUUGAGAGCAACAACAAAACCCCAACUGAGAUGCACACAUUUUUACCUCAGGAUGAGGCUCUGUCAACUAAAUACAAAGUGCAGGUCGUAGCCAAAGACCCAGAGGUCGCGGUUCCAUUGACGGAUCACAAGAGCUUCAAUCCUUUUACUGAGCGCAAAGUUGAUAAUCCGACUACUGACUGCGACACGCUAACGCAUUUACUGAAAGCGGCUUUGGGUACUGGAACCCUGGCUAUGCCGUAUGCUUUCAAAAGCUCGGGACUUGUUGGCGGUAUUAUUGCAACGAUAUUUGUGUCACUUGUUUGCACCCACUGCUCAUAUAUUUUAGUAAAAUGCGCGCAUGUGUUAUAUCACAAAACGCACAGGACGAGAAUGGGAUUUGCUGACAUUGCAGAAAAUGCAUUUGCCACUGGCCCUAAAUGGGGACGGAAAUUUUCUAAAUUUUCCAGAUAUUCAAUUCAAAUAUGUUUGCUUGUAACAUAUUUCGGUACUUGCAGUGCGUAUGCUGUUAUUAUAGCGAAAAAUUUUGGCCAGGUAAUAAAAUAUUACAUGAGCCACAAUGAAACAACUGUGAUGCCGUCAGAAGCAGCUGACGCAGUUAACGCAACGUUAUCAGGAGCGACAAACAUCCAAUUAGACCAAACAUUUAUCCGUGUGAUAAUAGCUUGCCUAUUUCUCCCACUGAUUCUGGUAGUCUACGUCCCAGAUCUCAAGUACCUGGCCCCAGUAUCAAUGGUAGCAAACUUAUUCAUGGGAUGUGGAAUAGGAAUAACAUUCUACUACCUAGUCCAAAACCUGCCGCCAAUAAGUUCCUCCUCACUGUUCCGCCCGAUCGAAGAAUUUCCCACAUAUUUCGGAGUCACCAUUUUCGCAAUGGAAGCUAUCGGCGUUAUCAUGCCGCUAGAAAAUAAUAUGAAGACACCUCAAAACUUUGUUGGUAUCUGCGGUGUACUCAACAGAGGGAUGUCAAGUGUCACUCUUAUUUACAUACUUCUUGGCUUCCUGGGAUAUUUGAAGUACGGAAAUGGCACAGACGCUAUUAUCACAGCAAACUUGCCAAUAAAUGAAAUACCAGCCCAGGUCGUCAAAGUGCUGAUCGGGCUGGCGGUAUUUUUCACAUUCGGAUUACAAUUCUACGUGUGCAUUGACAUCGGCUGGUCAGUUCUCAAGGAGCACUUUCCCAACAGACCGUGUCUAGCUGAAUAUGUAAUGCGUACUGGCAUGGCAAUGAUCUGCAUUUCGUUGGCCAUCGCGAUACCAAACAUCGGACCCCUGGUUGAACUCGUCGGUGCAUUUUGCUUCUCUCUCCUCGGGCUCAUUGCCCCGCUGAUAAUUGAGACCAUCACCUACUGGGACAUCGGGUUCGGACGUUUCAAAUGGAUGGUGUACAAAAAUAUCCUAGUUGCUUUUAUUGGCUGCUUUGCUUUAAUAUUCGGUACGAAAUCAGCUAUCGAAGGUAUUAUCAAAGCAGCUUAAUAAUUUAUUUAUAUAUUUCUUUAUACACUAGAUAAAUUUUAGCCCCAUCUUUAUUAUUAAUUUAAAUUUAUAAUUUAAAAUCAUCCUCAUUCACAUUUUUAUUUAAAUUUAAUAAGAAAUUUAAUCUCCUAGGCGACAUUUUACAUUUUUUUUUUUUAGUUACAAAUUUAUCAAAAUGUCUAAUUAAUUUAAUUAGUUUAAUUACAAUAAUAAUUUAAGUUUUCGAGGUAUUUUUUUUUAAUUGAAGACUUAAAUUCCUACUAUUAAAAAUUAUUUUUAUCAGUGAAAAUAUGCAUACAUUUAUAAUUAGAAAUUUAUAAUCAUUGGAACUGUACUUAAAGUAUUCAAUGUUUAAUUAAUCGAGGCUUUAAUUUAUAUAAUUAUAAUUAUCGACAUUUCACUAAAGCGCUAUUCAAAAUUUAGUGCCUUCAUAAAUUAAACAUAUAUAUAUAUCUAUAUAUUUAUACUUUAUUAUAGGAUGGACGUGAAACUAUAAUUGUUAUUUCAUAUUGAAAAAAUUUUAUGUACAAAUUGUUAAUUAAUGUGCAAUUUAUACCCAUAAAUUAAUUAUAUGAAUAUAAAUAAUUAAUUGU